AUGGCACUAAAACUGCUUAAUUUCUUCUUCAUCACCUCAACACUGGAGGAUGAAAACUACGACGUCUCUCUUUACAAGCGUGGUGACAUUUUGGAGGUAUCCAGGACUCUUUUUAUACAUUUUGGAAUCUACUUGGGUCGUGUUGCUCAUUUCAUCCCAGACAUCCUACCAGUGUUCAUUAAAGAGAAGCCACGACUGUCCCAGAUGGUGACUAACGAAAGACUGAUUUUGGGAGUUUUGGCCAAAGCAGCCAGUGUCCGUGUGGACUCUUUGGCGGAUUUUGCAUACGGUGAUCAGAUUCAGGUCAAUAAAACAGACAGUAUGGUCAGUGUACAGCCACUAAAUGGAGAGGAAGUGGCACGACGGGCGGAGAAGCUGAUUGGAUCUUUCUCCUACAGCUUACUGUGGCACAACUGUCAACAUUAUGUCAUGUAAUGCCGCUAUGGUGUUGGAUUUAGCUUCCUAACCUUUCAGUUCUGCAAAACUGUAAGGACAACUCUCUUAAGCAGAAAGAUGGCCUUCCUGUCAGCUAUAAUCGGGGUCUUCAUCAUGUUGUGUCUAGGCGCUUUGACACCUCUCACCACCCUCCCCAUUGCCGUCAUUCCCUUUACCAUCUGGAUGGCAUCUUGA
Molecule: messenger RNA, 630 nt
Organism: Onychostoma macrolepis
Lineage: Eukaryota; Metazoa; Chordata; Actinopteri; Cypriniformes; Cyprinidae
Product: lecithin retinol acyltransferase family protein
Biological process (GO): retinol metabolic process
Molecular function (GO): phosphatidylcholine-retinol O-acyltransferase activity
Source: RefSeq, a predicted model, not a curated record